GGAAGAGGAGCUUCAGUGAUGUUGGUCCGGAGGGAACCUGAGCUGGCAGUGACAAAAUGGUUUGAUAAUAAACCAGUUCUGAUGGCCUCCACUGUCUACGGCAAAGAUCCAGAGGAUAUCUGUAGCAGAUGGUCCAACAAAGACAAAGCUCAUGUCCAGGUGAGACGGCCAGCAGUCAUCAGCGAAUAUAAUGACAACAUGGGUGGUGUUGACCUCUGUGACCGAAUCCUGAGCUUCUACCGCAUGUCAACCAGGACAAAGAAGUGGACAUCUCGUGUGAAGACACAUUUCUUUGAUGUUGCCAUCACGAAUGCUUGGAUCCAGUACAAGUCUGACAGCAAAGCGCUGAAUCGAGCAGCUAAGAACACCCAACAGUAUUUGGACUUCAAAUUGCACCUGACUGAAGAGCUGAUGGAUAGUCCUUCAUUUGAUGACAGCAGUGAAAGGGAAGACAGUGAGGAAGAGUACCAACCAUCAACCAAAACGAGGACCCCACAACCAGAGCCAUCUGUACGUAGAAUAGGAGCCAGGCACAUGCCAGAGAAGAUGGACAUCAAAGAAAGAUGCAGGAACAAGGGCUGUAAAGGCAAGACAUACAUCAGAUGCUCCAAAUGCAAGGUGUUCCUCUGUAUAACCAAAAAGAAAGCAUGCUUCAAGGAUUAUCACAGUUAAACUUUCCAAAGGGAGAAGAAAAAAAGAACUGCUCAUGUUCUGUCUUAUAGUUCAUUGUUGAACUGAAUACAUGUUUUACAUUGUAAAGUAUUAUUACAUACAUUUUGUCCUUGGAGGCAACAAGUAACAGAAGAGUGAAUAGAUUUUUUUUGUUUGAUUUUAUUCAAAAUUUUUAAGUGUUUGGGUGAAUAUCCCUCUAAAGAUUGAUUCCGCUCCUUGUUUAUGAUUUUUUUAUAUUUGGUUCUGUUUUCACCAAGAUAUCGUCCUGUUGUCCUCUACAAUGGACAUGCUGUAAAAUUAAAAUAAAAAAUAUUUUUUUAAAAAUUAAAAUGGUAAGGUUUUCAUUUUGCCACUAAUAGAUAGGAAAUCACAAAAAAACUGAAAUUGUAAGACACUUUUUUUCCUUGGUUCUCAGGAGGAUA
This is a messenger RNA of Oryzias melastigma (Indian medaka), 1094 nucleotides long. RefSeq names its product piggyBac transposable element-derived protein 3-like. NCBI's taxonomy places the organism in Eukaryota, Metazoa, Chordata, Actinopteri, Beloniformes, Adrianichthyidae. The transcript is spliced from 2 exons. Bases 19 to 672 code for a protein of 217 amino acids. The record is from RefSeq and is a predicted model, not a curated record.